Molecule: messenger RNA, 804 nt
Organism: Oikopleura dioica
Lineage: Eukaryota; Metazoa; Chordata; Appendicularia; Copelata; Oikopleuridae
Source: the annotation of a GenBank genome assembly
AUGUUGAACACCGAAGAUAGCAGAGCAGUUUUGCGGACUGCUUUCAAACCGCACGAGUUUGACGAGAAACGACAGCAGGAACUUGGACCAUCCACACGCCGGGCGAUCAAGAUUCUUCAAAAAUUGGAGAAGGACUUGGAUGAGCUAUCGUCACCGUCGUUGAUGGGGGAACUGGCGCACCGUCGUCAUUUCGAGAUGGAAGCCAAGUUCUCGGAAGCUGUUACCAUCCAAUCCGGCGAUGAAUACGGUGCCAAGGGUCGCAGACUUCAGAAGGCGAUCCCGUUGGGCAUCUGGAACUGCUUGUCGGGCCGGAUGGACGUCUACGUCAGGCUAGCUCAAGUUCAGGGCGAAGUGAUGGCGAGUGGAGACGCCAUUUGGUUUCCCCACGGAUACCCUGGGGAUGAAGUUCAUGAACAGGACCAGCAGCUGUUGAAUGCAACGCUCGAAACAUCGUUGCAGGAAGUAGUAGAGCUCGGAGUUGAAAUAAAGAACGAGAGCGACGACGAUCUUCUUCCUCUGCCUGAACUGGAGUUCAUUAACGAACCAGGAACAUCAUCAGGUACAACUUCGCGAAAACCGAAGAAGAGAGUUCGUCGGAACGCGGUUUCGAAGUCGGCGAAGAAGACAUCUUCCCUGCGAGUAACGACUACAACGAAGGCGAACAAGCGGUCACGCCAGAUCGUGAAGGAAGUUGUCUCCUCGGAGUCUGAUGAGUUUGAAACGCCGGACAGCGAACUGCUCGAUAUCAUGGAGGAAGAAGUCGUCGAACCGAAGAAGAAGAAGCGAAACGCUCGACAUCACUAG